Messenger RNA from Menidia menidia (Atlantic silverside), 5550 nucleotides. Lineage: Eukaryota; Metazoa; Chordata; Actinopteri; Atheriniformes; Atherinopsidae. The record is from the annotation of a GenBank genome assembly.
GAAGAUUCAGAGUUCCAGAGAGAGUGGGCCAAAAGCCAGUGGAGUGGUUACGCUACGAGAAGCCAUUAGGAGAGUGUUCGGGAAAUGGCGUCCGCCUGUGUGGUAUUUGCCUGGUUACUCUUCACCAUGAGGAUGGUCACCUCGGCAGUCUACGUGGAGCAUGAAGAGGAGGAGCUCAAUGAAACAGUUAUCUGUACAAACGACCACAUGGAAGUUGUUAUUCCAAGUGCUUUUUUCCUCAACAAAGCACCUCCAGUUUUUGUUUGGGACUUGCAUUUAAAUGAUCCAGAGUGUCGUGGAGUUGAAGUCGGAGAUGACUACGUUUUCAAGAUAAAAACAAACCUCUCGGAUUGUGGGACCAUAGUGACCUCAGAUGACACCCACAUCAUGUUCAUAAAUACCAUACACAAUAACUACUCUGAUAUUAUCACAAGAAACUACAUCAACAUAACGUUUGUGUGCCGCUACCCCAUCAAUUACAUGGUCCAACAACCCAAUGGCGAAAACAUGAUCAGAGUGGAUGUCAGAACUAUCACUCUGAACACAGAGGAUGGGAAUUUCUCAGUGUCGAUGCUGCUAUACAAAGAUGAAGCCUUUGAGGACAGAUGGACAACUGUGCCUUCACUUACCCUGGAGGAGAGCAUUUUUGUGAAGAUUUUCAUGAUACCGGCUCACCUGAUUCUACGUAUGGAGAGAUGCUGGGCAACACCGACUAGUGAUCCGUACAGCAAUAUUCAGUACACCUUCAUCAGAGACAGUUGCCCGGUGUUGAACAAUGAACAGACACUUGGUGUGCUGAAGAAUGGCGAGGGACCAGAAGCAAUGUUCAGGAUACAAAUGUUUAAGUUUGUCGGCAGCUCUUACACCAACGUCUUCCUUCACUGCAAUGUCCAGAUCUGUCACAACAACCAGGGACUGUGCCAGCCUAACUGUUCGGCAGAGGAAGGCUUAUUGAGAAUACGAAGAGACAUCCCAUCGUCCCACACAGUGUCUUAUGGGCCCAUUAGGCGACUCGUGACUGAUGUUGAAAAGCCCAAUCUAAGUACUGCUGGAGUUCCUCCUGUUGAGACUCUUGUCCUUGGUGGGCUGCUGAUCAUCUUGCUGCUGAUCACAGGGGUGUUCGGGAAGUUGUGGCUCCGCUCCAGACGUUUCUACCCAGCACGGGAGGCACAGCUCACCCUUACUGCGGCGCCCCAAGCCAGGAUCAACACACCUCCGACCGUCCGACUCAGAGCAGCGAAGGACUCGGAGUCUCUGAACCAGCUGCAGCCAGUUCAUAACUUUAAAAGUGUUGAAUCAUUCACCCUUGCCCCUGCUACAGCCAGCUGGCCAAGGAGAGGCACAUUAGAAUGGAGACCCUGCACCCCCACUGUUUGAAAUGCAUCAACAGAAGAUGCAUGGUGAGACCAGAGGCUGGUGUUUCCUGUGAUUUGAUUGGUUGUCCUCUUGUUUGUGGGGCAGUCUUUCAUUCUUGCAAGCUGGAUGAACAUCGUCUGCUGUGUCCGUAUGAACGACUGCCUUGUUUAAACCGUGUAUUUGGCUGCCCUUUUACCAUCCCGAGGAUCAAGAUGGCAAAACAUCUUGAGACGUGCCCUGCAAGUAUAGUAUGUUGUACUAUGGAGUGGAACCGCUGGCCCGUGAGCUAUGCUGAUCGCAAGUCCUAUGAAAACUUGAGCAAAGACUUUGAUGAGGUGGAGCAGCUGGAUAUGGCUUUGGCUCUGCAGGAUCAGAGGAUGCUACUGGAGUCCCUGAAAGUCACAACCACUGUUUCAAAGAAUGGGGAUAAAGAAAUGGAUGAAGGUGAUAAAAUGGCCACAGCAUCAUCUCUGCCAGAGACUGUUUUAGGUGGUGGAACAGUAGAAAUGGAAGAGGAACCUUAUAAUGAGUUGUAUAGGCCUUCAGUGGAAACAAGCAGAAGUUUAGCAGCUGCCUUAGACAUCCUGGCUAACGCUAGUGAUAUUGAUGCAAUUGUUGGAAAUCUAAAUGGUGAGAAGGCUGAUAAGAAUGGGGCUCGCCAUAAUGGAGAAAAUGGGGAUAGUCACUGUGUACAUGUCGCUGAGGGUGGGAAGAAUGUAGAAAUGCGAGAGAGUGACUCUGAUUCAGAGUGUGAGCUUGGGGCAGUAGGUGGAGUUGAUUGUGCUGUGGGAACAGAUGGAGAAGAAGACUCUAUCAACUGGGCUGAAGAAAACAAGUUUGUUGAGAUUUUUCUUGAAGAAAAGGAGGACUUAGUGGAGGAACCAAUAAAUGAUUCCAACCUCGUUUGGCCAGAAAUGCCUCAGAAUUACAUACCUGUUGUAGCACUGGAACCUCCUGUACCUCAACAUGCCCAACUUGUACCUCCAAUGCCAUUCCUGCUAUCCGAUCACGUGAGAAAUAAUUUCUUACAACACUUACCCACUGAAUUGAGGUACAGAUGUUUGGAGCGUAAACUACAGAAUGUUGAAGUGCUCCGAGGAAUAAAUAUGUUUACAUUUAACGGACGCCGGGCCCUACUGUCAGACCCGUACUUGUUUCGAGCAAAGAUGGAGGACAAGGCGGUCGACACGUCUGACCUGGACGUAGCAGAUGACCCCAUGGGUCUCCAUGGCAUAGAUCUCAUCACUGCGGCUUUGCUCUUCUGCCUCGGGGAUUCUCCAGGAGGCAGGGGAAUCUCAGACAGCCGGUUCGUCGAUGGCUACCACAUUGACUUUGGUACGCAGACAUUCUCCUUCCCUUCAGCCAUUCUUGCAACCAACACCAUGGUGGGCGAUAUCGCUUCAGCCUCAGCCUGCGAUCACGCCAGUCCACAGCUUUCCAACCCCAGCCCUUUCCACACUCUCAGACUGGAUUUAGUGCUCGAGUGUGUGGCCCGAUAUCAGACCAAACAGCGCUCCAUGUUCACAUUUGUGUGUGGGCAGCUGUUCAGACGAGAUGAGUUCUCAUCUCACUUCAAAAAUGUUCACGGGGACAUUCAUGCUGGACUCAACGGCUGGAUGGAACAGCGUUGUCCCUUGGCAUACUACGGCUGCACCUACUCUCAGAGGCGGUUCUGUCCGUCGGUGCAGGGCUUCCGAAUAAUCCAUGACAGACAUCUUGGUUCCUUUGGGGUCCAGCCUGGUACGCCCUUGCGAACCGGAGAUAGCCUCUCAAGAAAGACGCGCCGCAUUGGCUCUUGCUGUGAUCAGUUCAGCAGCCUUCCGUUUGAAGUGCUGCAGCACAUAGCAAGUUUUCUGGACAGCUUCAGCCUGUGCCAGCUUUCCAGAGUGUCCCGCACCAUGAGGGACGUGUGUGCUAGCCUGCUCCAGAUGCGCGGCAUGGUCGUCCUGCUGUGGGAGAAGAAACGGCGUGACGACGGGUCUCCCUCAUGGCAGAUUACAGAUAAGGUGUGGCGAUUCAGCACAGCUUUUGGCACGGUUAACGAGUGGAAGUUUGCCAACAUCGCCAGCAUGGCCGACCACCUGAAAAAGUGCAAAUUUAACCAAAUCACCCGUCGGGAGGAGGCUAUCCCUCUGCCGUGCAUGUGUUUUACCAGGGAGCUCACAAAAGAGGGGAGAUGUUUACGAUCAGUUCUCAAACCCGUAGCAUAACUGAAGAGGUUGUCUUUUGGACUUUUCUGUGACCUUAAGAACUCUGGUCCAUUUGUAUUUUUCUCCAGUGUUUACAGACAUUAGUCCUUCACGCCUAAAAAAAGAUCACAGGUGAAACUACAUAAGCUGCUUUAUGCUUCACAGUCGAGUUAGUUGUGAGUCAGUUUAUAUUUCAAACAGAAGCCACCAUGCAUUCUUGAGUCAAAACUGUAAACAACGUAAAAAUGCAAACCUCGUUUUCUUCGCGCUUGGAUUUGUAAAUCCUGAUUACUGAAUCUGUACACCGAUCUACUCUGACGUGUAAAUAAUGGUGUGUCUUUCUGUUUUUUAAAAAGGUUUUUUAUGUCAGUACUGUGCUGCGUGGUAAGAGUAGAGCCUUAACGUAAGAUACACUUGAUAUUCUAGUCAUGAGGUUGUUCGGAACUUCUCAGUGAGAUUUCUUUACUGCUUCUAGCUGGAACAGUUUACUAGUAUCUUGCACCGUAUUAAAUUUUAUCCCGGUGUCUCGAGUAACCAUGUGUUAGAACGUACAGAUUUCAGUGCUUUAAUAGUACACAUUAAGACUGACCAAGCAUCUGUGAAAGAUGUAUGCUAUUUUUCUGGAUGAUCCAACUGUGGAUGUUGGUUUCUGCUCAGCAGCAUCAUCGUGUUUGGUGUUGGUAUGUUACCAUAGUGACUAGGGUGGUUCAUUGUCCUCCUCUCCUCUCUUUUGUCUUUUCUGACAAUGGACUGUUAGUCAGUGAAUGACGUGAAGCAACACUUUUUUCCAGCCUUUUUUCUACCAGUUUUUAUAGGGUAUUUCCUCCAAAAAUCUAAAUGUAACAAGAAAAAAUUGAAUGUACUCAAUAUGUCAUUGACUGGUUAACAAGCAGAAAGCUCAAUUAUCCCCACCCCCCACACAGAGUCAGAACUCGCUGAAACCCUGCCGGCCAGGUUUUAGGAAAUGUAGCAGGCGCACACCUCACUCCAGUUUUGAGAAUCACUAAGUAUAUUCACCACAGUUAUUUAUCACGGUUGCGUGUUUCUGCACUACAUGCCCAUUUUAUUUUUAUUUACGGUGUCUCAGGGUUGUCGCUUGAUCUCGACAGAUAAAGUAGCUGGGAAUGACGCGCCAGCUCGUUGGCUGCUUAAUUAUGAAUUUGAAGACUAAAAUAAGCUUACAAGCUAAAUAAAUAAAAAAAAUUAAACGUCAGGCAGCAAAUUGAUGUAGAUGGACACAAGAGAGCUGACAGCACAUGAAUAUGAUGCUCUGAAUGUUUUUGAAUAGAUAAAACUUGUAGUGAUGAGAACACAUAGUUCUUUGAGUGUGUUUUUGUGGUGUUUUUUAUAUAUAUUUUUUAGAGUUUGAUGGAAAAUCCAGACUGCAUCAAUGCAAAGCUGUUUCAUCAAGUUUUUGUACUGGUACUUUUUAAAAAAUAUCUGCCUCGUUUGGGUCUAGAUGUGAAUUAUCAUUUUUGCACAUUACUGCAUGUUCCGUGAAAAUGAAAUCCUGAUGCUGAGGUUGACUUUGCUUGAGUUGUUUUUUAUUUUAUUUACUCCGUCAUGUUCUGCAUGUGGGUUUGAAAAAUAUGUUUGUCAGUCCAGUUGCCGAUUAAUCUUUACAGUUUUCUCAGGCACCACGUGUCAAGUUAUUGUUUUUUCUGAAUAUUUUUUUAAAAAUCAUGUAUAUGCAGGAACUAUAUUCCUUAUCACAUGUGCUCAGGUUUGAAUAGAUCAAAUGUUUGUGUAGAUUGGAAAAAUCUGCAUAAAUGUUUUUUUGUUUUGUUUUUGUUCUGUUUUGGCUCGUAUAAAUAUGACGCGAACAAGGUGAAAGAAAUCACCUCUCCUGAUUCCAUACAGUCAGUUUUUGCUCCAGGAGUUUGUGCUCAUUUUAUCAGUAUUUUAUUUUGUUUUCCACUCCCGUUGAAGUGUUUUUUUCACCACAGUAUGCCAGCUUCACUUGUUUGACUUUUGAAGCAAUUUAAUAAAAGAGAUUAAAUUUGUA